CAAGGCUUCCCUUCUGGCACUUGCAGACAACUCAAGAAAAACUGAAAGGUGAAGGGGGACUAAACAAUUUAAUUUAAGGAAGCAUUUUUUAUAUUUUAUUCAGUUUCGCAAUAUCCAGGAGGGAAGAUUUAGGAAAGCACAAGAAACAGAAUGCCUAGAGCAAUUUUUGAAGAAGAUGCAACCCAACUAAAAUUAGGACCAGAGUUUGAAAAUGAAGAUAUGCUCACAGUUUCGGAGGCCAAAAUCCUAAUUGAUACGGUGAUGGCACAAAGGACAAGAGAAGCGAAUGCAGAAAUUCCUAUGACUGAUGUCAUGAAAAAGACGCUUUCCUAUUUUAAUGUAUUCGGAAGAUUCAAAACCGCAGAAUCUACCUACGCUUGCGAAAGAAUAUUAGGAAAUCGAUUCCAUAAAUAUGAACGUGCUCAAUUAGGAACACUAUGCUGUGAAGAUGCAGAAGAAGCGCGGACACUGAUUCCAAGUUUGUCAAACAAAAUUGACGAUGAGAGUUUACAAGGCAUUUUGGAUGAACUGUCUACCUUACGAAAAUUCCAAGAAUAAAAGUAAUAAUUGCUAAAAGAGGCGAAAGAUUAACUCCAGUUCCCUCAGUGAUAAAAGACAGGCCUUGAACACGUUUGUUUUCAUAUGCUAUGAUCAAAUUAAUUGUUUGGAAACAUAAAAGGAUAUUGAAAGGUCUUUGUUUUUUCUUUUUUUUUUGCAUAAAUAUAGACAUGACUUACUUUUUAAGCAUCUCGUAUAAUGGAAAAUAGACAAUUGGUGCA
Schizosaccharomyces octosporus yFS286 is the source of this 779-nucleotide messenger RNA. RefSeq names its product DNA-directed RNA polymerase II complex subunit Rpb4. The record is from RefSeq and is a predicted model, not a curated record. Gene Ontology annotation, biological process: transcription initiation at RNA polymerase II promoter; positive regulation of translational initiation; nuclear-transcribed mRNA catabolic process, deadenylation-dependent decay. Gene Ontology annotation, molecular function: nucleotide binding; translation initiation factor binding. Lineage: Eukaryota; Fungi; Ascomycota; Schizosaccharomycetes; Schizosaccharomycetales; Schizosaccharomycetaceae. Gene Ontology annotation, cellular component: RNA polymerase II, core complex; P-body. Bases 151 to 558 code for a protein of 135 amino acids. The transcript has 4 exons.